AUGUUGAAAAAAGCUCACAUCUUCUUCUUCUUCCUGUUUUCUGUUGCUGUGUCUUUCCAUGCAGCAAAUGCACUGAAAAAUGCAGGCGGUGGCGGUGGUUCUCCGGCUGGGUCUCUGGUGAAUAUAAAUCAACGGCGGUCGCUGGUUUCAACUGAGUAUGGAGAGGUCUGGUCCGUUGAUGUGAAUGAUGGACACAGGAGGCCUUACCAUAUCCAGUUCAUCACUUUGGAACCGGACUCACUCUUCCUUCCGGUGCUUCUCCAUGCAGACAUGGUUUUCUAUGUCAAUACAGGGAGUGGGAGGUUGAGUUGGACUGAUGAUGAUGAAAUUAGAAGGGUGGAUAUAAAGAGAGGUGAUCUCUAUAGACUCGACCCAGGCACUGUUUUCUUUGUACAAAGUAACUUAGAGACUGGGAGCCCGAAGCUAAGAAUUAAUGCAAUCUUUGCAAGCAACUCUGAUGAUGACUUAUAUGAUCCAGCAGUAGGGGCAUACUCCAGCAUUAGGGACAUAGUCCGAGGGUUUAAUCCAAAAUUGCUUCGGUCAGCUUUCAAGGUCUCAGAGGAAGUGAUAGAAUCAAUAGUAAAUGGAACAGACCAAUCUGCCAUUGUGCAUGCAAUUCCAACAAAGAAAGAAACUUUCUGGGAUUUGGAGGCUCGAUUCCUGAAAACGUUUCUACUAGGCAAUGAUGGCAUUGCAUUCAACAGUAAGAAGAAGACAACAACGUAUAAUAUUUUCGACGAGGAACCAGAUUUCGAGAAUUGCAACGGUUGGAGCCUAACUGUGAACAAAAAAACCUCCAACUUGUUGAAGGGAUCAAACAUUGGUCUUUUCAUGGUGAAUUUGACAAAGGGGUCAAUGAUGGGACCUCAUUGGAAUCCAAGGGCAACUGAGAUAGCAAUAGUACUACAAGGGCAAGGGAUGGUUAGGGUGGUUUGUUCAAGCACCGCAGUGAAGAAAUCGGAAUGCAGAAACAUGCGGUUUAGGGUUCAUGAAGGAGAUGUGUUUGCUGUGCCUAGGUUCCAUCCAAUGGCUCAGAUGUCAUUUAAUAACAACUCUCUUGUGUUCAUGGGGUUCAGCACGACAGAAAAGAAAAACAAUCCUCAGUUUUUGGCUGGAAAAUACUCGGUUCUGCAGACUUUGGACAAACAGGUCUUGGCAGCAUCGUUUAAUGUUACCAACACAACGAUUGAUCAACUUUUGUCUGUGCAGCCCGAGUCGUUUAUAAUAGAUUGUACUUCUUGUGCUGAAGAAGAGGAGAAAGUGAUGUUGGAAGAGAUUAAAAAGGAGAGGGAGGAAGAGGACGCUAAGAAGAGGGUGGAAGAGGAGGCUCGAAAGAGGGAGCAGGAGGAACAAGUGAGAAAGAGGGAGGACGAGGAAGCUAAGAAGAGGGAGGAAGAGGAGAGAGAGACACAAGAGGAAGAGAGAAAGAGGGAGGAGGAGGAAGCAAGGAAACGAGAAGAAGAGGAAGCCACAAGAGAGAGAGAAGAGCAAGCAGCGAGGGAGAGAGAGGAGCAAGCCGCAAGGGAGCGAGAAGUGCAAGCCGCAAAACAGCAAGAAGAGCAAGCCGCAAAGGAACAAGAAGAGCAAGAGGCGGCAAGGGAGAGAGAAGAACGAGAAGCGGCAAGGGAGCGAGAAGAGGAGGGUAGACAACAAGAAAAUGAGGGCAGGCAAGGAGAUGAUGAAAGAAGACAACAGGAUAAAAGAGAGAGGGAGAGGAGGCAACAAGAGGAGUGGAAAAGAUGAGAGGAAGACGGGCGGAGGGAGCGGGAAGAGGCUCAGAGACAACAAGAAGAAAGGCAAGGAAGAGGAGAACAAACAGAGGAGAAAGAGGGAGGAGGCGGAGGCUUCGACGUGGAGGAGGGAAGGAGAUAUCUGAGCGUCUUGAAGAUUUAACUGAGAUCUAGUUUCUCCAGUUAGCUCGGCUGUUCUGUCUCUUGAGUUUUGGUCUGCUGCAUGUUUUGUUCAUAGAAUAAUGUCUUGUGCUGGCUUUUAUGUUUGAAGUUUUGCUAUGUUUUUAUGUAAUAAACUUCCAUGGCCUAAAUCCAAAACAAAUUUUGCUGCAAAUUACAGAAGAAAAACGAAGAUAAGUUAUUAACUUGUUUAUAAGAAACACAACUUGUUUAAAUUGUAUACGUUGAAUCACCCACAGAUGUCAAUGCAGACAGAUUGGUUAGAACGGAUGUGAUCCCUCUCUGCAGAGUACCCUCUUAAAGUAGAAUAUCGUUCUUUCAAAAUGUAAAAUUGAAUCACACUUUAAGAUUUCAAAAAUGGUACUGUUUUUACGUGAAAAGUGGCUCAGACUUGAAGUCAAGAAUUGAGGGGAAGAACGUGCAUUUUGUUUGACAUUAGUGAAAAUCAUAUCUCAAAUAGCGCUAGAUAAAAACCAAUGGGAUUACAGCACUCUCUGGGUUUCAUGGAAAAACAGAGUAAUGAGCUUCUAAGCUCCACCAGCCACCUUACCCCAAAAAAAAAAAAGAUUUACAACCGAAAUGGGUUCUCUACACCCGAUCACAAGACUCACUCACACCUUAGUAGAGCCAGUUAUAUAUGACAUAACAACGGUAAUGCCAUCAAGCUUGCCUCCAUAAUAACGGAAACCAGCAUCUUGAGCAGCCUGUUGAAAUGGUGACUGCCUGUUCUUAUCCAGUGCUUGCUGGCAUGCCAGAACUGCUAUCUUCUGAGCAGUUACCUGUGGUACCAAGCCAGCUCUUGCCGUCAUAUACUAGAAACUUCAAUCAUGCAUCCUGUCCAAGUUCGUAUCACUAGAGCUGGGCAUCUGCAGCCUAUUUUCUUUAUCUCUAUCACACUCCGAUGCAUGUAUAGAGUACCACUGAUAUAUAAGUAAAGCUUGCAAU
Molecule: messenger RNA, 2855 nt
Organism: Pyrus x bretschneideri (Chinese white pear)
Lineage: Eukaryota; Viridiplantae; Streptophyta; Magnoliopsida; Rosales; Rosaceae
Product: vicilin-like seed storage protein At2g18540
Exons: 5
Source: RefSeq, a predicted model, not a curated record